Molecule: messenger RNA, 978 nt
Organism: Staurois parvus
Lineage: Eukaryota; Metazoa; Chordata; Amphibia; Anura; Ranidae
Source: the annotation of a GenBank genome assembly
AUGGAUUCCCAGGAUGAAGUUCCAUUUCACAUUGUCACCCCACUGAAGGAAAGCUCUGCACUGUCUAGGAGGGCUGGAACCCCGGUUCUCAUAAAACUGGAGAACAUACAGCCAAUGGGCUCCUUCAAGAUACGUGGUAUAGGACAUUAUUGUCAAAAGCUAGCCAAGAAGGGAUAUAAGAAAUUUGUCUGCUCCUCAGGUGGGAAUGCUGGACUGGCAGCUGCAUAUGCCUGUAAUAAACUGGGGCUGCCUGCCACAAUUGUUGUGCCUGAACAGACCCUGAAGCAUGUCAUCCAAAGACUUGAGGAUCUGGGAGCUGAAGUGGUGGUCACAGGCAAGGUUUGGGAUGAUGCAGAUGCCCAUGCUCACCGCUUGGCUGAAGCUCCAGGAUCUGUGUACAUCUCACCAUUUAACCAUCCUCUGCUUUGGGAAGGUCAUUCUAGUCUGGUGUUGGAAGUGAAAGCAGCUCUGGGGAAUCAGAAGCCGGGAGCUCUUGUGGUUUCAGUAGGAGGUGGAGGGCUCCUUUCUGGAAUCAUUGAAGGACUUACCAGAGUUGGGUGGUCUGAUGUGCCCAUCAUUGCCAUGGAAACAUUGGGAGCACACUGUCUAAAUGCAGCCCUUGAAGCUGGGAAGUCUGUGACUUUACCUGACAUUUCUAGCAUUGCCAAGUGCUUAGGUGCAAAAACAGUAUGUGACCGAGCUUUGGAGUGUGCAAGAAAAUACAAAGUUAUCUCUGUGGCCGUGGAUGAUAAAGAAGCAGUCCAAGCUAUUGAGAUGUUCCUGGAUGAUGAACUGAUGCUGGUGGAGGCUGCAUGUGGAGCUGCCCUUGCUGCAGUGUAUUCAGGACACAUCCAGCGCCUGCAACAGGAGGGCAAGUUAGAACAGCUACAAGGACCAUUGAUAAUGAUAGUAUGCGGGGGAAGUGCGAUCAGUCUCUCUGAGCUUCAGAACUUUAAAUCCCAGCUGGGAAUGAUUUAA